Messenger RNA from Spodoptera littoralis (African cotton leafworm), 894 nucleotides. The record is from the annotation of a GenBank genome assembly. Lineage: Eukaryota; Metazoa; Arthropoda; Insecta; Lepidoptera; Noctuidae.
AUGGCAAACAAGGCAAAUAAAGCGGAUUUACCUGCGGCAAAACCGGCAGGAGCGAAGGAAGUGGAAGUGAAAAUAGUUGAAUUGCCUGCUGCUAAAGGGGCUGAAUUGCCUGCUCCAAAAAUUGGUGACGAUGCCAAUGCCAAUGGUGAUAAUGACGAUGAUAAAGAUAAGAGAGUAAAGAUUCAAGUUGAAGGUGAAGACGAAGUAGCCGAAGCAGAAAUGGGUCGAAAGCAUAUGAAAAGAUUCCAACUGCCCAACCUACCGCGAUGGUGGCAAGCUGAUAUCAUUCAAUAUGCCUUCUCGCACCCGCACGUCCGCGCCAGGCUGGAGAAACACAUGGGAUCCAACUUGGUGCGGCUGACGGACAAAGCCUACAUGACGGAGCUGGAGGAUCGGAUCCGCGCAGUCAAUGAGGAGAACCUCAACAAGAGGAUCACCUCGCGCGUUAUGGAUGAGAUGGAAAGGCUCAAACGACUAAUCCUAGUCGGGAAGACGCCGCUGAAGGAGUGUCCACCAGAGUUAUUCCAUCACCCAGUCUUUGUGUUCUGGCGUAUGGUCAACCGAGAAGUAAAUCGGGCGUCAAAAAAACGUGCCGAUAUUUAUUAUAGAAAGUUGAAAGCCGCACAGAAACUGGACUUGUCCAUGGGCGAAGAACAUGUUCCAGAGGACGUAGUGGAUGGCAAAACGUUAACAGCAGAAGAGCUUUUAUCAAAAUGUCGUGAGGAAAUGGAGAAUCAGAAGCAAUUAGACCUGGAGAGAGGUGUUCGCUUCACCGACGAACAGUUUGCGCAACUCAAAUACGAGACAAAUGAUAUAAAAACUCUGAAGAACCUAACGACUGUCGAGGAGCUAUACGCCUUGGCGGAUAAAAUCAUCGGGACCAAACGUCUGUAA